AUGUCAUCCAGCCCAGCCGCCCUCGACGGCUUCUUGAAUCCCAUUGAAAGCCGCCUCUCAUGCUACGGCCUCACCAACAGUUCACCGAUCCCAGACUCCAAGAUCAGAUCCAUCGUGGAAUUCGCCAUCAAAAACGCCCCGUCAGCAUUCAACGUGCAAUCCGCACGUGCCGUCAUCCUGCUUAAAGCGGACCAUGAGAAACUGUGGGACAUCGCCGACAAGCACUUGAAGGCCGCGAUGCCAGAGCCUGCGUAUCAGGCCUUGGCCCCUCGCGUCAAGAUGUUCCGCGCUGCGUACGGCAGUGUCCUGUGGUUCGAGGAUCAGGAUGCGCUGGAUGCGCUGAAGGAGAAGAAUCCCGCCAUUCAGGCUUCCGUGGCCGAAUGGUCACAUCACUCAUCUGGCAUGCACCAAUUCAUUGCGUGGACGGCCUUUGAACUGGAAGGUCUGGGCUGCAACCUGCAGCACUACAACUUCAUGCCCCAGUUCUCGGCCGAGGUUGCCAGUGAAUGGAAACUUCCAGAGAGUUGGAAGCUGUUGAGCCAACUGGUCUUUGGCACUCCGACAGAUGGGCUGAAGAGGUCAAGAGAACGCACUUACCUUCCUGUGGAGGACAGAGUGAAGGUCUUCGGUGAGAAGUGA
Molecule: messenger RNA, 639 nt
Organism: Exophiala bonariae
Lineage: Eukaryota; Fungi; Ascomycota; Eurotiomycetes; Chaetothyriales; Herpotrichiellaceae
Exons: 2
Coding region: 1-639 (212 amino acids)
Biological process (GO): cellular response to oxidative stress
Molecular function (GO): oxidoreductase activity
Source: RefSeq, a predicted model, not a curated record